Molecule: messenger RNA, 1483 nt
Organism: Cercospora beticola
Lineage: Eukaryota; Fungi; Ascomycota; Dothideomycetes; Mycosphaerellales; Mycosphaerellaceae
Gene: RIB5
Product: riboflavin synthase
Biological process (GO): riboflavin biosynthetic process
Molecular function (GO): riboflavin synthase activity
Source: RefSeq, a predicted model, not a curated record
GGGGCAUCGACCUCUUGCAUGACGCUUGCACCAAUCUGCAUUGAACCAUUGGAACUUCUCUCCGGAACAUCUUGAAGAGUACACUACAGCAAACACAAAAUGUUCACAGGCAUCGUUGAGAUCGUCGGCACCGUCUCCAAGCUCGUCGAGCACGAUGAGUCCUCCAGCGGUGGAGGCGGAACCUCUUUGACCAUCAGCGAAUGCUCUGAAAUCCUCGGUGACUGCCAUUUGGGCGACAGCAUCUCGAUCAACGGAACCUGCUUGACCGUCACCGAAUUCAGCAAGAAUGAGUUCAAAGUCGGUGUCUCACCCGAAACACUGCGAAGGACGAAUUUGGGCAAAUUGAAAGAGGGAAGCGGGGUCAAUCUCGAACGAGCAGUCAGCGCGAGUACACGAAUGGGAGGACAUUUUGUGCAAGGACACGUGGACACUGUUGCAGUCGUCGCGGAUAAGAGACCUGAUGGGAAUGCUGUGACAUUCCGGUUGCAGCCCAAAGAUAAGAGUGUGUUGAGGUAUAUUGUGGAAAAAGGAUAUGUGACGCUCGAUGGAGCGAGUUUGACUGUCACGGAGGUCAAUGAUGAGGAAGGAUGGUGGGAGAUGAUGCUUAUCGCUUAUACGCAGGAAAGGGUUGUGCUAGCGAAGAAGGAGGUGGGAGAGGAUGUUAAUGUGGAGGUGGAUAUGGUUGGGAAGUAUGUGGAGAAGAGUGUUGCAGCGUAUUUUGAGGGGAGCGGUGGGACGGGUGGUGCGAUGUUGGAGAAGAUGGUGAGGAAUAUUGUGAAGGGGACGAAGUAAUGGAGGUACGAGCAGAAGUUGUCUUCGUUCUGGGCUUCGCCUGAUCGUGGUCCCUCGAAUGUGACAGGUACGUGAAACACAGUGCUCUUGCUGAUGCCCUCGUUCACGGCUGUCCAGUGAUGCUCUUAUGAUCACGUAAGCCUGAGGCAUCUCUGCUUGAGUUGAGAUGUUGCCCUUCUACUCGCGUUGCACAGUGGUGGCGCAGAUGCUCAGCCUCCGCAUAGCUGACCUUGUUAUAAAGCUCUCUGUGCUCUGGCUGUUCCGGAAGACGGAUUCAGUCGUUUAUACUAUGUACGGUGUCUCAGCAUCCCGCGAAUCCCAGGCUACAACGACGCAAUACGCCCACGAUCCAGUACCCCCAUGCCAUACUGCUAGAUGGAAGGUGCCUGAGCAUCACACAGAACCUGGCAGAAGGGCUCCGCAGACUUAGGUCUCGCGUAGAUCGGAAGCAAUUGUGGAUAGACGCUAUCUGUACCAACCAGAGCGACCCGACCGAGCGCGGUACACAGGUCGCCAUGAUGUUCGACGUCUAUACGCUAGCCCAGGACGUUAUUGUCUGGCUGGGAGAGGGCACAUUUCCUGAGGGAGACCAAGUCGCGUGGCAGUUGACCAGAUGCCUUGAAGAUGCAGAAGAGCGAGUGCGACAAAAGAAACCGAACGAGUAUUUCAGACCCCGGGAAAAACUGCGAAU